Molecule: messenger RNA, 969 nt
Organism: Theobroma cacao (cacao)
Lineage: Eukaryota; Viridiplantae; Streptophyta; Magnoliopsida; Malvales; Malvaceae
Product: Surfeit locus protein 2 (SURF2)
Source: RefSeq, a predicted model, not a curated record
AAAGGGUGUCGUUUCAAGGAAUCGACGACAACAACCCAAAAUACAGGACGGAAGAAAGAAGAGAACAGCGGCAGCAGCAAUGGAGGAGGCAAGUGAAGAAAAGAAAGGAAGCGGUAGAAGCAAAGAAGGGACCGAUUUGUUGGGGCCUCCAACCUUUACGGAGCUCCCAAACGGCAGGCUCAAGUGCGUAGAGACAGGCCACGAGAUGGUUGUUAAAGACAAGGAUUCCUAUGCUCAGAGCAAACGUUGUCGUUUAGGCCUCAUCGACUUUGCUUUGUCUCACUCUAAGCCUCCUCUCAACCUGUUCAAACAAGACCCUCUUUCCCGUUCAAAGUUGAUUUGUAAGCUAACUGGUGAUACUGUCAAUAAGUCCGAGGAACAUAUUUGGAAGCAUAUCAAUGGGAAGCGAUUUCUCAACAAAUUAGAGCAAAAGGAAAUGGAAAAGGAGUUAGCGAAUGAAACCAUGGCAGAGGAAGGUCAGCAGAAGCCAAAGCAAGAAAAAAAGAAGAAGAAUAAGAAGAAGGAAAAAGCAGUUGAAGAAAUUGUCUCGGAAGUUAGGGAUUCUGCUGAAAAUGAAAGUGAUUCUGAAGAACUUGAGUUCUGGAUGCCCCCAGUGGGUGAUCGUUGGGACUUUGAUGAUGGAGGAGAUCGAUGGGGUUCUGGUUCAGAGUUGGAGGAAAGUGAUGAAGAAAAUGAUACAGAGGUGGCAGUUGAAGAUGGUGGAAAGGAGUCAGAAGAGCUUUCUACACGAACGAAGAGAAUGUCCAUAGAAAUUGGACCCGGCAGCUUUGCCUCUAGGAAGAAGAAGAGUCGGAAAAACACAAGCUAACCCUUGCGCCUUCUGAAGCAGAGAUUUUUUGGUCUGUAAUUCAUCAACAAUUCUUUCAGUUCUGAAUAGAACUUUGUAAGACCUCUGGAUCAAAUGGUUUUCUUUGUAGUAAUUUAACUCGCUUAUUUGUUUGUACUUGA